Messenger RNA from Podarcis raffonei (Aeolian wall lizard), 7454 nucleotides. RefSeq names its product mediator complex subunit 12L (gene MED12L). The record is from RefSeq and is a predicted model, not a curated record. The transcript is spliced from 44 exons. NCBI's taxonomy places the organism in Eukaryota, Metazoa, Chordata, Lepidosauria, Squamata, Lacertidae. Gene Ontology annotation, cellular component: mediator complex. The coding region runs from base 341 to 6904 and encodes 2187 amino acids. Gene Ontology annotation, molecular function: beta-catenin binding; transcription coactivator activity. Gene Ontology annotation, biological process: regulation of transcription by RNA polymerase II.
GCUCAGCAGGGGUGGCUGUUUCUUUUGUGUCUCUGGGCACCGACUCGCUUUCAUUCCCGAGUUGCUCGCUGCCUCCCUCCCGUAGUUACCGGGCCCCUGGGUGACUGAGGGGGUGGCCCCCUCUCUCUCGCCUCUGUGCGUUGGCUCGCAUUUGUGCAGCAGCAGCAGCAGCCUCCCCGCCGCCUCUCUCUCUCCCCUGUCGGAGAAGAGCCAGGCCCAGAGGGGGAGCCCGUCUGCCAGCCAAGUGCUGCUCCCUGGCGCUCAGAGGCUGCUCCAUCUCCAACUCACUCCCUCGCGCGCUCUCCCUCUCAUUCAUUUCGCCGGCUAAACAUGAGAGAUCAUGGCCGCCUUCGGGCUCCUCAGCUAUGAGCAGAGACCUCUCAAGCGCUCCCGCUUGGGGCCGCCCGACGUCUACCCUCAAGACCCCAAGCAGAAGGAGGAUGAACUUACGGCUGUGAAUGUAAAGCAAGGUUUCAGUAACCAGCCAGCCUUCUCUGGAGAUGAGCAUGGCUCUGCUAGGAAUAUUGUCAUUAACCCUUCAAAGAUUGGAGCUUAUUUUAGCAGCAUAUUAGAAGAGAAGUUAAAACUUAAUACUUUCCAGGAUACAGGAAAGAAGAAACCGCAAGUAAAUGCCAAAGACAAUUACUGGCUAGUUACUGCUCGUUCCCAGAGUGCAAUUCACAAUUGGUUUGCAGAUUUAGCAGGAAACAAACCACUGACUAUUCUGGCAAAAAAGGUCCCAAUUCUCAGUAAAAAGGAAGAUGUUUUUGCUUACUUAGCAAAAUAUUCUGUGCCGUUGCUGCGAGCAGCAUGGCUGAUCAAGAUGACAUGCGCAUACUAUUCUGCCAUUUGUGAAGCUAAAAUCAAAAAACGCCAGGCUGCUGAUCCAAAUCUUGAAUGGACUCAGAUUUCAACCAGAUACCUCCGUGAACAGCUGGCAAAGAUUGCAGAAUUUUAUCACAUGACCUCAAGCCAAGGCAGCAGCUCUGCAGCUGUGUCCCCUGAGAUGGAACAAGCCCUGAAGCAGUGGGAAUAUAAUGAAAAGCUAGCUUUCUAUAUGUUCCAGGAAGGACUGUUUGAAAGACACGAAUAUUUAACAUGGAUAUUGGAUGUCUUGGAAAAAAUAAGGCCUGCUGAUGAAGAACUUCUAAAACUCCUACUACCACUAAUAUUGCAGUAUUCCGAAGAGUUCGUUCAGUCGGCCUACCUGUCACGCCGACUUGCUUUCUUCUGUGCCAGACGCCUCUCUUUGUUAAUAAGUGACAGUCCUAACCUCAUAGCUGCCCACUCACCUAUUAUGAUGAUUGGACCAAAUAACCCACCUCUAGCGGUUCCAAGCCCUACUACAGCCGGGCCUGUGGUCAACCCUGCACAGCUAGUAUGUUCGGAUUUCCUUUCUUGCCCACAACAUCGUCCACUGGUUUAUGGACUCAGUUGUAUGCUGCAGACAAUAACUCUCUGUUGCCCAAGUGCCUUGGUGUGGAAUUAUUCCACAAAUGAAAGUAAAAACAUCAAUCCUGGUUCACCUUUGGAUUUACUUCAAGUUGCUCCAUCUAGUUUACCUAUGCCUGGAGGAAAUUCUGCGUUUAAUCAGCAGGUACGGGGAAAGAUUUAUGAAGUAGAACAGCAGAUAAAGCAAAGAGGCCGUGCUGUGGAAGUGCGAUGGUCUUUUGACAAAUGCCAAGAAACAACUGCAGGGGUGACUAUCAGCCGCGUUUUGCACACAUUGGAGGUUCUGGAUAGACACUGCUUUGAUCGAUCAGAUUCUAGCAAUUCAAUGGAAAGUCUUUAUCACAAGAUUUUCUGGCCAAACCAGAACAAGGAUAGCCAGGAGGUUGCAACUAAUGACGAAGCUGUCGUAACAUUGCUUUGUGAAUGGGCCGUGAGCAGCAAAAGAGCUGGCAAGCAUAGGGCAAUGGCUGUGGCUAAAUUAUUGGAGAAGAGGCAAGCUGAAAUUGAAGUGGAACGAUGUGGUGAGGCAGAAGUCUUGGACGAAAAGGAAUCAAUUUCUUCAGCAUCACUUGCUGGAUCCAGCCUUCCCGUUUUCCAGAAUGUCCUCCUUAGGUUUUUAGACACCCAGGCCCCCUCAUUAUCUGACCCAAACAGUGAACAUGAGAAGAUGGAAUUUGUGAACCUGGUGCUGCUUUUCUGUGAAUUCAUACGGCAUGAUGUUUUCUCCCACGAUGCUUACAUGUGCACUUUAAUAUCACGUGGAGACUUAUCCAUCACUGCAACCUCUAUGUCUCGCUCGCCAACUGGGGAAAAUAUGGAUGAACAGUAUUCUAGGGAACAAGAUGUGAAACUGGAGGACCAUAGUAUUAUGGAACAUAUGUACAUUGACUCGGGAACUGCUAAUAUUUUUGAUGACAUAGACAAGAAUGACUUUAAGACAGACUUUGGUUCGGAAUUUCCAAUAUUUUCUCCAAUGCCUGGGGAGUCUUGUGAGAAUCUGAAUUCCGUAUCAAUGAUAGACAGAAGAAUUUCAACAAUGAGUGAAAAGUCUAUGAAGAGGGAAAAACUGAGGGAGCUGAUUUUUCCAUCAAACUACAACCUCCUUCGCCAUUUGCAAUAUGCAACACAUUUUCCUAUACCUCUGGAUGAAUCUUCAAGUCAUGAAUGUAACCAGCGCAUGAUUCUUCUUUAUGGUGUUGGCAAGGAACGUGAAGAGGCAAGGCAUCAGUUAAAGAAGAUUACCAAAGAUAUCUUGAAAAUCCUAAAUAAGAAAAGCACUACAGAAACAAGCGACUUUGCCGUAAACUGUGCAAAAAAUGUUUUAGCUGGAGAAGAAGGGCAGAAAGUCAGAAAGAACAAACAGGAAACCUUUCCGACAUUAGAGACUGUGUUUACAAAACUGCAACAGCUUUCAUACUUCGAUCAGCAUCAAGUGACAUGUCAGAUCUCCAACAAUGUUCUGGAACAGAUUACUAGUUUUGCUUCAGGGACAUCAUAUCAUCUUCCAUUGGCUCACCACAUACAGCUUAUCUUUGAUCUAAUGGAGCCUGCUUUAAAUAUCAAUGGGCUUAUUGACUUUGCUGUUCAGCUGCUGAAUGAGCUGAGUGUGGUGGAAGCUGAGCUUCUCUUGAAGUCCUCCAGCUUGGCAGGAAGUUACACAACAGGAUUGUGUGUUUGCAUCGUUGCUGUCCUGAGACAUUACCAUGCUUGCCUCAUUCUGAAUCCAGACCAAACUGCUCAGGUUUUUGAAGGAUUAUGUGGUGUUGUCAAACACGUUGUUAAUCCAUCAGAAUGCUCUUCCCCAGAAAGAUGUAUUUUAGCCUAUCUCUAUGAUCUCUACAUGUCCUGUAGCCAUCUCAGAAGCAAAUUUGGAGAUCUUUUCAGUAGUGCCUGCUCAAAAGUGAAGCAAACCAUCUAUAGCAAUGUUCAGCCCUCAAACUCCAACUUGUUAUGGGAUCCAGAGUUCAUGUUGGAUUUUAUUGAGAAUCCCUCAAUCCACAGCCUCAAUUAUUCAAUGUUGGGCAAGAUCUUGAAUGACAAUCCACCUAGUCGCUAUAGUUUUGUGUGUAAUGCACUGAUGAAUGUAUGCAUGGGCCACCAAGAUACAGGCAGAAUCAACGACAUUGCCAAUUUGUGUGCAGAGUUAACUGCUUGCUGCACAGUGCUAAGCUCGGAAUGGCUAGGGGUCUUGAAAGCCCUUUGCUGUUCGUCAAACCAUGUCUGGGGGUUUAAUGACCUUCUCUGCAGUGUGGAUGUGAGUGACCUGUCGUUCCAUGAUUCAUUGGCUACCUUUGUUGCAAUCCUCAUAGCCCGGCAAUGUUUCUUCCUAGAGGAUGUUGUUCAGCAUGUUGCACUUCCUUCUUUACUUACAGCAGCUUGUGGAGAUCCAGAUGCUGAGCCUGGGGCAAGGAUGACGUGCAGGCUUCUCUUCCACCUCUUUCAAACACCUGAGGUUUCCUUGCUGCCUACUGGGAAAUCUUUCCCAGGAAUUCGAUCGUCUUGUGAUCGUCACCUCUUAACUGCUGCUCACAACAGCAUAGAAGUGGGUGCUGUGUUUGCUGUGCUGAAAGCGAUACUGAUGCUUGGUGAUGCGGAAAUUGGAAGCAAUAGCAUGACCUCCUUGAAGAAGUCAGAUUACUCAGUGCGAAGAUUACUAGGUGACCUUAAUGAAGAUGAGAUAUGGGAUGCUGCCUCACAUUCUUUGAAAUCAUGCGGAAAACCUUUCUCCACAGAAACUGCUAGUCUCAGCGAAUAUGCUAGAUAUGUGCUAAGAAGUAUAUGCCAGCAGGAGUGGGUGGGAGAACACUGCUUGAAAGAACCUGAAAGACUGUGUACCGACAAAGAUCUUAUCCUGGACCCAGUCCUUUCAAACAAGCAAGCACAAAAAUUGUUGCAGCUUAUCUGUUAUCCUCAUGGUGUUAAAGAAUGUGCAGAGGGUGACAAUCCUCAGAGACAACACAUCAAGCGCAUUCUUCAGAAUUUGGAUCAGUGGACUCUCCGCCAAUCGUGGUUGGAGCUCCAGCUGACGAUCAAACAGUGUAUGAAGGAGCCUGGUUCUGGGUCUGUGGCUGAAAUGAACAGCUUGUUGGAUAAUAUUGCAAAGGCGACGAUAGAGGUGUUUCAGCAAUCCGCUGAUCUAAACAAUAACUCUUCUAACUCUGGUAUAGGCCUCUUCAGUCCAAACUCUGUUGGAAACGCUGACACACAUAAUACGAGGCAGAAAAGUAAAAAGACGUUUCUAAGUUCUUCUGAGAGGCGAGGCGCUUGGCUAGUGUCUCCCCUGAUCGCGAAGCUGCCUACCUCUGUUCAAGGCAGAGUCUUGAAAGCAGCUGGAGAAGAGCUGGAGAAAGGCCAGCAUUUGGGAUCGUCUUCAAAGAAGGAGAGAGACAGGCAGAAGCAAAAGAGCAUGUCUCUUUUGAGUCAGCAACCUUUCCUUUCUUUGGUACUUACUUGCCUUAAGGGACAGGAUGAGCAGCGAGAAGGGCUUCUAACAUCUCUACAAAAUCAAGUUAAUCAGAUAUUAAGCAACUGGAGGGAAGAGAGAUACCAGAAUGAUGUUAAAGCUAGACAGAUGAUGCAUGACGCUCUGCAACUUCGUCUUAAUUUGGUGGGUGGAAUGUUUGACACGGUGCAGAGAAGUACACAGUGGACCACAGAAUGGGCACUUCUGCUCCUUCAAAUAAUAACAUCAGGAACUGUUGACAUGCAAACAAACAAUGAAUUGUUCACAACUGUACUUGACAUGCUGAGUGUGUUGAUCAAUGGAACCUUAGCUUCUGACCUAUCAAAUGCAACCCAGGUGGGGUCUGAAGAGAACAAAAGAGCAUACAUGAAUUUGGUGAAAAAGCUGAAAAAAGAACUGGGAGAUAAGUGUUCAGAAAGUAUUGACAAAGUUCGUCAACUUCUUCCCUUGCCUAAGCAGAUGUGCGACAUAAUUGCUUGUGAGCCUAUGGGAUCACUAAUUGAUACCAAGGGAAACAAAAUUGCUGGAUUUGACUCCAUCGAUAAGAAACAGGGGCUUCAAGUCUCAACUAAGCAGAAAGUAUCCCCCUGGGAUUUAUUUGAGGGCAACAGAAAUCCUGCUCCGCUAUCCUGGGCUUGGUUUGGAACUGUCCGUAUCGAUAGGAAAGUAAUAAAAUACGAGGAGCAGCAACACCUUCUCCUCUACCACGCCCACUCUAAACCCAAGCCCCGAAGUUACUACCUCGAGCCUUUACCCCUCCCUCCUGAAGAAGAGGAGGAGGAGGAAGAACCAACUACCCCUGCGUCUCAGGAACCGGAAAGGAAGUCAGCAGAGCUGUCAGAUCAGGGCAAACCUUUAGCAGAUGAAGAGAAGAAGGCAAAAGGCAAGAAGCGGAAGACAAAACCAACUUCCAAACUUGAUGAUUACCCUCAGAACAAUGUAUAUAGAGUCCCUCCCAACUAUUCACCACUUCCAUCUCAAAUGAUGCACCACCCCCAGUCUGCUUUGUGGGGCUAUAAUGUUAUGGGGCAGCCCCAGCAAGCUGCUUUCUUCGUCCAGAACCAGCCUCUUCCACCAGGUGGCUCCAGAUUGGACCCUCCCAACUCCUUUGUCCCAAGCAACACAAAACAAGUGCUGUCUAACAUGCUGCAGAGGCGUUCUGGCACCAUGAUGCAGCCACCAUCAAUUCACGCAAUUGCUUCACAGCAGCAGCAGCAGCAACUGCUCCAGAUGAAGCUACUUCAGCAGCAGCAGCAGCAACAGCAGCAGCAGCAACAGCAGCAGCGGCUUCUAAGGCAGCAAGCCCAGGGUCCGACUAUCGACCAGGCUGCUCUUUUUGCUCAACAAAUCCGGCCAGCUUCUCAGCUUCCGCAAUAUCCAGGGAUACAGCAGACACAGACUAUUCCUCAUGGCUACACAAUGUAUAGCACUCAGAUGCCAUUGCAAUCACAGCAGGCCGGGGGCAUCGUCCUUUCGCCUACCUACAACUCCAGGGCCUAUCAAGCAACUCAUUUGAACCCUGCUCUGAUGGAAAGGCUACGGCAGACACAACAACAGCCAAGUGGGUACAUUCAUCAGCAAGCAGCUGCCUAUCCUCAGCCUCUAACGGGCAACCAGCGAUUGAGUCAUCAGCCUUUGCAGCAGAAUCCCUUGGUUGGAGGGCCGCUCGAUGCCAUGCCAGCCACAGCUUCCCACCCAAACCUUAACUCAGUUCAGAUGCCUCAGGAACAGAUGAGACAGAGACAACAACAAAUUCGACAACAGAGACUCCUUCAGUUGCAGCAGCAGCAGCAGCAGCAGCAAGGACAGCAGCAGAUGCUUAGUCUCCAAGCAAUGCACCCUCAGCAACCUUUGUUUCCAAGACAAGGCUUGCAGCAGACACAACAGCAGCAACAGACGGCUGCCCUCGUCAGACAACUCCAAAAACAGCUGUCAAGUAACCAGCCACAGCAAGGUGUGAAUCCAUAUGGCCAUCCUUCAAACUUCUGAAUCUGGAAGAUGGGAAUAAGACAAAGUGUUUGCACUGAAGAAUAGGGAAACAGAAUUUGUUGCACUAAUUAUCUCUCUCUCCCCCUCCCAAUUUUUUGUGCUGCAACUGAUGUGAAUAUAUAAGAAAUAGGUGAUUUUUUUGUUUUUGCACUUAACUAAUUAUAAAUGUAUGGAUUAUGUGGGAUUAUAUGAAGAACAUUUGUUGCUGAAGAAUAUAUGGAUUUGGUGCUUUUAGGGUAUUAACACUCCCUGCUCCCCUCUACAGGAUUAAAAAUCCUUCCUUUCUUUUUGUGGAAAACAAGUUUUGUUUUUCUUAAGACCUGCACUGGACCAAACUACUUACGAAAAAGGCACUUCCAUAUUUUUUUUAUUUAAUGCACAAGGGUGGUUCCCCCCCCUUUGUUUUCGGUAGAAUGUGUAUUGAUUUCGGUUUUUUAAAUUAAUUUUGAUCAUGUUUGUAGAUUUCAUAAGCACUUUAUAAAAGAAUUUGUUUGCAAAGUUCCUGAUUUUUUUGUUGCUUUUAUUGUGGUAAUAAAGUUCCUGAAGGAGG